Sinocyclocheilus grahami is the source of this 1609-nucleotide messenger RNA. Its product is annotated as solute carrier organic anion transporter family member 2A1-like. Gene Ontology annotation, cellular component: basolateral plasma membrane. The transcript has 5 exons. The record is from RefSeq and is a predicted model, not a curated record. Gene Ontology annotation, biological process: sodium-independent organic anion transport; prostaglandin transport; transmembrane transport. The coding region runs from base 278 to 775 and encodes 165 amino acids. Gene Ontology annotation, molecular function: prostaglandin transmembrane transporter activity. NCBI's taxonomy places the organism in Eukaryota, Metazoa, Chordata, Actinopteri, Cypriniformes, Cyprinidae.
ACUGACCAAAAUAUCUCUUUUAGUGUUCUAUGUAAGAAAAAAAAAGUAAUGAGUAAUGUCAUCAUUUUUUAGUUCAAACUACUUCUUUAAGAUGACCAAUUUAUAAAAUGUUUCUGUAUUCUGCAAGUAGAAGCUAAAUUGUGUCAUUCUGCCCGGCAGGCCUCAACCGUCCUGUGGUGCCAAUUGCUCCUGUCCCAGAAGCGCCUUUAACCCAGUGUGUGGGGAAAACAACAUUGAAUACAUCUCACCCUGCCAUGCUGGCUGCGCAAACUUCACCAUGGAUCCCAAAAACCCAUAUAGAGUCCAGAUUUAUAGUAACUGCCAGUGUAUUCCUGGUGUGGCCACAGCCAAGCCUGGCCCUUGUGCCAACCCCUGCCCUCACUAUCUCCUGCCUGUAAUGCUCCUUAUAUCUCUGGCCGGACUUAUUGCCAGCCUAACGCACAACCCCAUCUACAUGAUGGUGCUCAGGUCAGUUCCUUCAGAAGAGAAGUCCUUUGCCAUUGGGGUUCAGUUUCUGCUUCUGAGGGUUCUGACCUGGCUGCCAGCUCCAGCUCUGUUCGGGAUGACCAUAGACUCCACGUGUAUCUGGUGGAAAAUUGCUUGUGGGAAAAAGCAAGGAUGUGGUUACUAUGACAACAACCUCCUUAGAAACAGGUAUCUAGGACUGCAGCUGGGGUAUAAGACAUUAGGCAUUGCGCUCCUGGCAUUUAUUGGCUGGAAAAUGCAGCGGACCAGAGAGUACAGCUUAGAGAAUAAGCCAGAGGGACUCCUGUGAUGCCACAACUCUGCUUAACCCGUCGCAGCUCACUUUUGAGAACCUUCUCAGUGAGUUGAGCCCCUGGAUAUUUCUUGUCAGAAACCCCUCCUUCUAACACCUGGCUGGAAAUAUGAUGAAUUCAGCUUGGACAUUUCUCAAGUUGUACACUAACUUCUUGGGCAUUUAUUUCCACCUGCAUGUAAGCGGGGCCAUAACUGUACAGAUUCAGGGAUUUUCCACCUUCACAGUUAUUUUGGUAUUAAUAAUUAACUACAUAUAGCGCUCAAAACUAUUUAUCAUACUUAUAGCCACAGUUCUCAUUAAAAGAUUAUUUAGGAUUGUGGCACCUUUGGGGAGGUCACAAAACUUAAGAGAAAUGUCUAUAUAUUGUCCUUUUCUUUGGUUAUUACACAAUUUGAUAAUGAUUCAAAAUGAGUUUUUUUUUUGGUCCAUUUGUAUUUGAAGACUAUGUGAAGGAUGUGGGCUCUUUAUGGCCUAAUACACACAGAUACACGAGUGUGUCGAAUAUCAAAUUGUGUGUGAGUUGAGGUGUGUAGCUUCAAAUAAUGAUAGUAGCCUGAGCAGAUUUAAAAUGUUCCUUUCAAAUGUGAAGACAUUUUGAAAAUAGGCAUCAGAUGUUUGUAAAAUAUAUUUUUAUACCUGAUAUUGUUGUUUUAUUAUACACUUUGUGCAUACUUUUGUAUAUAUAUAUUUUUUGCCACAGUUCUUAAUACAAAUGACAACAUACUUUUCUUAUUGCUGCUUGGAGUAAUGAAUCGUGACUUUCUGAUAAGUCUUUAUUAUUCAGUAUGUAACAUUUAUUUACCAAUGUAUAAGUUAUUUCAAAUAUAA